Adineta ricciae is the source of this 1389-nucleotide messenger RNA. The record is from the annotation of a GenBank genome assembly. NCBI's taxonomy places the organism in Eukaryota, Metazoa, Rotifera, Eurotatoria, Adinetida, Adinetidae.
AUGUUGUUAGUUUUCCUUAUCAUUAGUGUCAUUAAUGUUGUUUCCAAUGCUCAACAAAUGGAAUUUUGGCUUACAGAUCCCGAUGCGAAAGUUCUCUUUCAACAACAACCAUCCAUUUCGCCUAACUCUGACAAUGAUGUCACCAAUGACGUUAUCACAAUCAAUGAAAACGUAAAAUAUCAAUCAAUCGAUGGUUUUGGUUAUACCUUAACUGGUGGAAGUGCAAUGCAUUUGUACAAUCUCGAUAAUACAACGCGUGCACGAAUCCUUCAAGAACUAUUUGCUGUCGAUCAGAAUAAUAUUGGUGUGAGUUAUCUUCGACUUAGCAUUGGUGCGUCUGAUCUUGACGAAGCUGUCUUUUCCUAUGAUGAUCUACCUGCAGGUGAAGUUGAUUACAACAUGAAUCGGUUCGAUUUAGGACACGAUCGUUUAUAUUUGAUACCAGUUUUGAAGGAAAUUUUGGCGAUUAAUCCUGCAAUAAAACUGUUAGGUUCACCAUGGUCACCACCUGUAUGGAUGAAAAGUAAUAAAAAUAGUAUUGGAGGAACUUUAUUAGCCGAAUGUUACGAUGCCUAUGCGCUCUAUUUCGUUCGAUACAUUGAAGAGAUGAAAAAGGAAGGCAUAACUAUCGAUGCCAUUACAAUUCAAAAUGAGCCGUUACAUCCUGGAAACAAUCCAUCAUUGCUGAUGAUAGCACCAGUUCAAGCACAGUUUAUAAAGCAAAGCUUGGGACCCACAUUUCGACAACAUUCAAUCACUACGAAGAUUAUUGUUUAUGACCAUAAUGCUGAUCAUCCGGACUAUCCGAUAACGAUCUUGAAAGAUCCUCAAGCAAAACAAUACGUCGAUGGCUCAGCAUUUCAUUUGUAUGCAGGACCCAUUGAAGCUUUAUCCGCUGUCCACGAACAAUUUCCAGAUAAAAACCUUUACUUCACUGAACAAUGGGUAGGCGCACCGGGAAAUUUGAAAGGUGAUUUAGUCUGGCACGUGAAAAACCUUAUUGUAGGCGCCACACGAAAUUGGGCACGCAAUGUUUUAGAAUGGAAUUUAGCAGCUGAUUCCAAGUUAGAACCGCAUACUCCUGGUGGAUGUACAUUAUGUCUAGGUGCUUUAACAAUUGAUGGAAAUGUCGUGGCAUCACCAAGAAAUCCUGCUUAUUAUAUUAUUGCGCAUGCAGCUAAAUUUGUACGACCUAAUUCAAUCAGAAUUGAUUCCAAUGUUGUGUCCGGUCUUCCAAAUGUCGCAUUCCAACGACCAAGUGAUCAAAAAAGAAUAGUGAUAGUUGUUAAUGACAAUGAUCUCACGAAGAAAUCAUUUCAAAUACAAUGCGGAGGAAAAGUGUAUGAUACAUCACUCAAUGGAGGUAGUGUUGGUACCUAUUUAUGCUAA